Trichoderma gamsii is the source of this 1251-nucleotide messenger RNA. RefSeq lists its product as hypothetical. The coding region runs from base 1 to 1251 and encodes 416 amino acids. The record is from RefSeq and is a predicted model, not a curated record. The transcript has 4 exons. NCBI's taxonomy places the organism in Eukaryota, Fungi, Ascomycota, Sordariomycetes, Hypocreales, Hypocreaceae.
AUGCUCCGGCGCGCAGCGGCCCUUCCGCGAAUUGGACACGCAGCCCUCUUGACGAAUGCGACGCCGCAUCUCCCCGCCUAUCGCAUCCCUUCUAUCAGACGGCCGAUAUCGUUUUUGCCAUGGCGGAAAAAAUCAACGUCGGAAGGCCUUCCGGUCUAUUUUGCGCAACCCAGCAGCCCACCUAAACCGGGUGCCUUCCGACGCCAGUUAGGCCGCAUACUCUUCACAACACUAGCUGCAUAUGCCUGUUGGCAGAUCUUCGCGACCGUUGUUUUUGAUCCGCUAUUAGACUGGGCAGACCACGAAUGGGAGGCUUUGUCGGAGAAGGAAAAGAAAGAGAUGGAAGACAUGGCGGAGGAAGACGAACCCAUUCUCUUCCUUCCGUUCCCAUUUACGACAAAAGAGGUCAAACAACCUCCGUAUAAGGGCUCGGAUCCUGAGUGGGCAACAUUCCUCGCUGUUAAUAAAGAUCGCCAAUUGCAAAACGACAUCCAGAUGGGGCUAGCUGAACUUAUACGACGAGGAGUUGAAAGAAACCCUGCCUAUGUUCAAUUGCUUGGCGGCCGAGAUAUCAAACUGAAAAAAUUCUGGCUGGAUAUUAUUUAUCCCCCAGCACCGCCUCCUAAACACUAUGUUUCUGGCAUCAUCAUCGAUGACGACGGCAUAUUUUGGGGCGAUCGACCAAUGGAUUCGUUAGCCGCAAACCACCUGAACACAGCUAUAUAUCCCAAGGCAGUGGCAUUAUCAGUGUGGGCAUUUAUCGAUUCGUUGACCAGACAAACAGCACAAGACAUUGCCAAAGCUUUGGGUUUCAACACACCACCUCCACCCGAAGCCACAUGGCAGGCUGCCAUACUAAACCGCAUCAAAGAACAAAGCGAGCUCGGAACAGCUGGCAAGCAAACAGUCAGAGUCCCAGGACAGCCAGACAAGGCAAACUUUCCUCUUCACACUGGGAUGAGCGAAAUACCUGGCACGCCGUUCAGUGGCGUAAGCCAAGUCGAUCCGCGGAUUCAAGCCGCCCUUCAGGCAGCUACAGUGACGUUUACGAAAAACUGGCAGCCUGCAAGGCAGCCGCCAAGCCGCGGAUGUAUCAAAGUUGAUGGGCUUGUAGAGUUGCAGGGAAAAUCUGCGGUCAUGGCUGUAUACGUCUUGGGGUGGUACGACCCGAAACAACGAAAGUUUAUGGGCGUCCAGACUGGACUGAAGCAUCUGCUACAGCUGAAGCAGAGACCGGGGGGUGGGAGCUAA